CCAAAUCUAUGUUUGACCCAAAAAAAAAAAACGCACUUUCUCUCUCUAUUUUCUCCUUCUUCUCUUUCUCUCUCUAAAAUCACCGCCUUUCGCCGCUGUUUACUGCCAGAGAACUUCAGUCACCUUUCUCCUUUCCACCUUUUUUCCUCUCAAAAAGAAGAAAAAAAAGUUUGCUUUUUUCUUUUAAAAAUCAAUCUUUUCGCCUUUUGAUUCAUUACAAUCUCAAUAAAUUUGAUUCAUUUUAGUUAAACAGUUAAUUAACUACAAAACCCAUUUCUCCAUUUUUCAAAAACAUUUCCCCUUUCUUUGAUCCAACGGCCAAUAUUUACCCUCUCAGUCUGUUAUUUGUCAGCUUUUCUUUUUUUAGUUUAUUUUUGUCUUCUCUACUGAAAAGGCUUAAGGAGUUGAAUUCUGGCAAACUAGGCGUAUGGAGCCUAAUGGGCAUAGAAAGAGUAACAAAAAGAAUUAUGUUACCUUACAAAAUGGCGGUCUUAGCACAUUGAAUAUUGAUGAUGAGCUAGAUCCAUGGACUGCUUGGGCGUACAAACCUCGUACUAUUACGUUGUUGCUUAUUGGUGCAUGUUUACUCAUCUGGGCAAGUGGAGCUCUUAAUCCACAAAGCACUCCUUCUGGUGAUCUUGUGACAUCUGUGAAAAGGGGUGUUUGGGCAAUGAUUGCAGUGUACCUUGCUUACUCUCUGCUCCAAGCCCCCUCGACGGUGCUCAUUAGGCCACAUCCUGCCAUUUGGCGCCUGGUUCACGGAAUGGCUGUCAUUUACCUUGUUGCUUUGACGUUUUUGCUUUUUCAGAAGCGGGAUGAUGCUCGGCAAUUUAUGAGAUAUCUGCAUCCUGAUCUUGGUAUUGAGCUUCCUGAAAGAUCCUAUGGUGCUGAUUGCAGAAUAUAUGUACCUGAAAAUCCCGCAAACAGGUUUAAGAAUCUUUAUGACACACUGUUUGAUGAGUUUGUUUUGGCUCAUAUCAUAGGGUGGUGGGGAAAGGCCAUCAUGAUUCGUAACCAACCUCUUUUGUGGGUUCUAUCCAUUGGAUUCGAGUUGAUGGAGCUUACCUUCCGCCACAUGUUACCAAACUUCAAUGAAUGCUGGUGGGACAGCAUUAUUCUUGACAUAUUGAUCUGCAACUGGUUCGGUAUAUGGGCUGGAAUGCGUACUGUUCGGUAUUUUGAUGGAAAAACAUAUGAGUGGGUUGGUAUAAGCCGACAGCCAAAUAUCAUGGGCAAGGUCAAGCGAACACUUGGCCAAUUUACUCCAGCACAUUGGGAUAAAGAUGAAUGGCAUCCCCUUUUAGGUCCAUGGCGAUUUAUUCAAGUCCUUACUCUCUGUGUUAUAUUCUUGACCGUAGAAUUAAACACAUUCUUCUUGAAGUUCUGUCUUUGGAUUCCUCCGAGAAACCCUCUGAUAGUGUAUAGGUUGGUUUUCUGGUGGUUAAUUGCAUUACCGACAAUCCGCGAGUAUAAUUCUUACCUACAGGACAGAAAACCGGUGAAAAAGGUGGGAGCAUUUUGCUGGCUUUCUCUGGCUGUCUGCAUUGUUGAGCUCCUAAUCUGCAUCAAGUUUGGACAUGGAUUAUUUCCGAACUCAAUGCCCAAGUGGGUGGCAAUUUGCUGGUCAUGUAUCGGUACUGGCCUUGUGAUAUCGUUGGCUGCGUGGUCGUGGCAUUUACAUAGAACAAUGAGGAGAAAGCGCGACUGAGUUUACCUUUGCAGUUCAUCAUUCUUUGCGUUCUUUUGGGUAGAAUCAACCAUGUUGUAAAUACCCAUUACCUUGUAAUUGUAUAUGCUUGGUUUUUAGGUUAGAUGUUACAGUUUAAACAUGUAGUGAAUCUCAAUUCUUUUCAAUAGGUUAUAGGUUAAAGGUCAGUAGAUGUCUUGUUGAUUGAGUUGCAAUAUUUCUGCCUCGAUUUUGCAGGCAAAAUUUUUCGUUUAUACAGGGUGUUGAAGUAUUUUCAGUA
Messenger RNA from Nicotiana tabacum (common tobacco), 1967 nucleotides. RefSeq names its product CDP-diacylglycerol--serine O-phosphatidyltransferase 1. Gene Ontology annotation, biological process: phosphatidylserine biosynthetic process. Lineage: Eukaryota; Viridiplantae; Streptophyta; Magnoliopsida; Solanales; Solanaceae. The record is from RefSeq and is a predicted model, not a curated record. Gene Ontology annotation, molecular function: L-serine-phosphatidylethanolamine phosphatidyltransferase activity.